GCAAUUUUGCACAGGACUCUUCUGGUGGUUAUCAUCAGAAAAUAUAUUACAAAUAUUCAUUCAGAAAAGUCAGGGGUGUAUAAAACAUACAGAGCUGGGUCAAACAUCAUCAGAACUUUUUUUGUAUUUUCAGUCAUUAAAUAUUAAAAACUUAUGGUAUGUUUGGUAUAAUACCUAUAUCAUUAGUAUUCAUCACCAACUAUCCAUCAAAAUAAUAUAUAGGAUAUAAUUUUUAAAACCAAACCCCUUUUGGUACAAAUUCAAGAAACAAAUAAUCAAAUUUUACUAUAAACUGUAUUUGUCUCUCUCCCUUCAAAACUACAUUUUUAUAUAGGCUUAAUUUUAAAAUGCAGACCAAUCAAUGAAAACACCAAACAUUUCAAGUCCUGAACAAGAUAAUAGAAACAGCGUAAUCCCUCAGGAUCCUUUGACUGGCUCACAUCAACCAGAGAUCCAGUCUUUGAAGUAGUGAAAGAGAUGUGCUCAUCUUUGAUAACUAUCUCCAGUUCUUGCCUUCCAAUACGAUCUGGUGGGGGCCACAGAGAAUCGUCCUCCUGCAUUAUUUCUGAGUCGAUUAUGAUUCUUUUCAGUUCUUCCAUGACGCAAGGAUGAGUAUACACCUCCUUCCUAAUCAUAGUGUCGUUUUUGUAGUUGGAAUUGUUGGCGUACCUCAGUUUACCAUCGGGUCGAAACUCGAAUUCCAAAAAUUCAUGACCGAAUUUUCCCUUAUGGCCUACGUAGUAUCGAAUGUAGAAAUCGGCCAUCUCCGGAGUGAAAUUGAUUAACAAAGCACUAAUAUAAUGAACACGGAAACCAGGAAUAACUGUAUACAAUCUAUCACCCAAGCAGAAAACCGAAAUCGAUUAUUUUAACCUAAAAUAAAAGCAUCACUUCUCUUCUUCUUUUUCAAUGCAAGAUGAAAAAUCGUCUUUCUCGUUCUCUGAUUUAUUGCUCUUUGCUGGCCUGGGCCAUAGCCGAGAUGUUUAUAAUAGCUUACAGAACCACUGACCAAAACUCACUGCCUCAUUGGUUGUCCAGUAAGGACAAGAACCCUUAUCAUUCAAAAAAAGUUUGGCAUUUUGAAAACAAGAAGAACCAUUUUCAGGUUAUAAUUUUUUGACAUUUCUGUCAAACUCAAAAGUUAACAGCAGAGAAAGUUUGAAAAGCUGUAAUUUUCUUUGUUGAAAAUGGAAAUCGAAAAUCGACCACAAGAACUAAAUGAACUCAAGGUGCUAGCUCAGAAAAAAAUCAAAUUUGGAGAAGCACUCUUAAUUUCCAUAGAAAAUAGCAAAACAGUUGAGGGUUCUCAAAAACUAAAUAGAAAAAUAGGUCAAGAAUUGAAAUUUCUGAGAAAGGUCUGUAAAAACAAUUUGAUCAAAAAGGAACACCUACAAUGUUCAAAUCUCACCCACUUUUCUGCACUCAUCAACACAAUGAGAACUCUAGAUAACUGUCAAAGUGUUAACAAAGUCUUUGUAUUGGAAACCAGGAAAAUAACAGUAGAUAUAAUAAGUGAUGGAGGCUUAACCUGGACAAAGGUUAUUGCUAGGAAUCCAAAAUCUGUCAGCCAAAUUUGCAUGGGAAAUGCUAGUUAUGGAGUAAGAAGCAUUAUUGAUCAAGCUGAAGAAUAUGUCAGAUGUGCUAGUCUUUACCCAUGUCUAUUUCAAACCCCAAAGAUAGUUUUUGUUUUCACAAAUGGCAUAAGCAAUAAAAUUGCCACAAAAUUAGAAUCAUUUGGAAUAACAGUUCAAGGAGAAAGAGUGAGUGAUUAUACAGUCAACUUUGACAAUAAUUCAGAUCUGAGUGAAUCUGACGAUGAAAACGAAUUUGAAACUAACAUACCUUCAAGUUCAGCUGAACUGUCCACUAAAAACAUAGACAACAUCACAAAAGUCAACCUUGAUGUUUCUGCAAUGUUGGCUUACUGUAGCUCAGUCACUAAUGGCAGUGCUAGUUUGUAUGAUUUCGAUGUACCAGUUCUGAAGCAGCAAGCUCAAUGGGAAAGACUGCGACCCCAAAAACCCCUAUUAGAUGCCUUCUUCAAGGGAAAAAAAUUGUAUUGCUGCCAAACAGCCAAAGAUAACUUUGUGAACAUUAUGGAAACAGUAGGAGGGCUGGAAGAAAAGGUCAGAGCAGAGGAUCUGCUGGAAAGAGUUUCUGUUUUACCUGAUGAUGCUGACGUUAAAUUAACUGGAGAUGAUGGAAGGUUUCAAGAUAUCUUCGGCAAAGUCCAAUACUCGGAUGAAAGACUAUUGCAAGUGGGUGGAAAAAUUAAGAAGAGGUCUCUUGUGAUUUUCACAUUUGGAGAUAAGAUUCAAGCAGUUACUGUAACUGCUAAUGAUGGAUUCGUGAGAUCUGCAAAGCAACAGGGCAUACAUUUUGUUGUUUUUAUCCAUGAGUCCAGAGCACUUACUGAACAAAAAGAAAGGAUAAAAGCCAUUCCUAUCAAUAGGUAAAUAACAUUUGUACAUAAUAUAAUUCUCAACAUUAAUUUCACACUUUUCAUCCAUGUAAUUUCUACAAAUGAGCAACUUCUUUUUUUUAUAUUCAUUAUUUUGAAUAAAAAAAUAUUUUUGAUAUGAAUCAAAAUUGUGGACUUUUAUUUGUACU
Molecule: messenger RNA, 2610 nt
Organism: Phaedon cochleariae (mustard beetle)
Lineage: Eukaryota; Metazoa; Arthropoda; Insecta; Coleoptera; Chrysomelidae
Source: the annotation of a GenBank genome assembly